UGUGUGUGUGUGUGUGUGUGUGUGUGUGUGUGUGUGUGUGUUCAGGCUUUGCAGAUCAGGGACACAGUGUCUUUUUAAAGUGGCCGGACAGAUGUGGUUUAAAGCCUCUAGCAGGACAGCAUGACUCAAGACGAGCGAGAGACACAAGCAGCAGCACUACUGAGGGAGCAGAGAGGAAUGAACAUUUCUCUGUUUCUAGCUGCUGUUUUUUUUUUUCUUCAGAUAUUCUGUGACGUCCUGGAUGAGUCUGUGAUGGUCUUCAUAUAUAUGAUUGACAGCGUGUGAUGGGGGUGUGUCUAUGCAAAUGAGAUGGAGCGGUGUCAGGAGAUGUGCAAAUGAUGUGGGUGUGGCUAUGCAAAUGAGCUGCAGUGAUCGGUAGACAGUCAGUGGGUCAUGUGUCUCUCUCUCUCUCUCCGCACACUGACUGUUUGCUCUCCAUCAGUAACAAUGGCAGCAAACUCUGAAGUAAACAGCGAUUCUGAGAUGGCAGAGGGUACAGUAGUCCCAGUGGUCAUGGAGGACAGUGACCGUGAGGCCGACUCGGUGUCCGAUGAGCAGGACUCUACGCCAGCGUCGCCUGAACCAAGGCUGCAUGAGGUGGACAAGCACUUCCCUAACGAAGACUCGGAGGACCUCAUGGGACAUCACCCGCUGGCCCAUCACGGGCCCCAUAGGGCCGAUAGUGAGGGCGAGGGUCUCAGCAGACCCCACACCCCGGGGACUCCCACCUUCCUGAGGCCCGCGGUGGCGCCCAGGGGCCCCGGAGACACAGAGCACGAGUCCAGACACGGGGCUCAGCGGGGCCGAGUGGACUUUAGCCUGCCGUCUCCCAUCAGCCCAUCCAGGCCUAAGAGCCCCUGGGGCUGCUAUGACCCCUAUGACUCGACUGAGGACCAGGACAAGGAGUAUGUGGGAUUUGCGACUUUGCCAAACCAGGUUCACCGCAAAUCUGUGAAGAAGGGCUUUGACUUCACUUUAAUGGUAUCAGGAGAGUCAGGUUUAGGAAAGUCCACCCUGGUCAACAGUCUGUUCCUGACUGAUCUCUACAAAGACAGAAAUCUGCUCAAUGCUGAAGAGAGGAUCACUCAGACGGUGGAGAUCACCAAACACACGGUGGACAUCGAGGAGAAGGGCGUCAAGCUGAAGCUCACGAUCGUGGACACACCAGGAUUCGGGGACGCUGUCAAUAACACUGAAUGCUGGAAGUCGGUGGCAGACUACAUCGACCAGCAGUUUGAGCAGUACUUCAGAGACGAGAGCGGACUGAACCGCAAGAACAUCCAGGAUAACCGCGUGCACUGCUGCCUCUACUUCAUCUCGCCCUUCGGUCACGGGUUACGGCCUCUGGAUGUGGAGUUUAUGAAGGCUCUUCAUGAGAAGGUCAACAUUGUUCCUGUACUUGCUAAAGCCGACACACUCACCCCAGCGGAGGUCAAGAAAAAGAAAAUCAAGAUCCGAGAGGAGAUCGAGCAGUAUGGAAUAAAGAUCUACCAGUUUCCAGACUGUGAUUCAGACGAGGAUGAAGACUUCAAACAGCAAGACCAAGAGCUCAAGGAAAGCAUCCCCUUCGCUGUGAUCGGCAGUAACACUGUAGUGGAAGCCAAAGGAAAGAGGGUUCGAGGACGUCUGUACCCCUGGGGAAUUGUAGAAGUGGAGAACCCAGCGCACUGUGACUUCGUGAAGCUGAGGAACAUGUUGGUCCGAACACACAUGCAGGACCUGAAGGACGUGACCCGGGAAACACACUACGAGAACUACAGAGCGCACUGCAUCCAGAGCAUGACCCGCAUGGUGGUGAAAGAGCGCAACCGCAACAAACUGACGAGGGAGAGCGGCACAGACUUCCCCAUUCCCAUGGUGCCCGGCGUCACCGAUACCGAGACGGAGAAGCUGAUCCGCGAGAAAGAUGAGGAGCUGAGGCGGAUGCAGGAGAUGCUGCAGAAGAUCCAGGAGCAGAUGCACACGCAGAGAGAGGCGUAUUAACAUAAUGAGCUCCUUCACUGUACCACGCAGAAAUACCGCGGUAUCACCUGUCAGAGCCGAUGACACAAGGCUUCACAUCCCACUCAAACAUGUCAGGGUCGCAUUUCACCCCAAAAUAACAAUUAAAAAAAUUACAAUUACAACAAAAAUAAAAUGUCUUUUUUCCCUUUUUUUUUUUUUUUGUGCUUUGUAGCAUUAUAUUUUUGAUAAUGAAUCACAUUUAAACACCAAAUUAUAAUUAAGGCAAUGUAAAAUAAUAAUAAUAAUAAUAAUAAUAAUAAUAAUAAUAAUAAUAAUAAAAAUAAACCUGAAAAUCACAGAAAUGCAUGCAGACGUUACUUUUAAAUGAUUUUAUUUUAUUAUAAUUUAUUUUAUUGUUUUAUUGGUGACAAUUUUCUUACUGUAACAUGUGGUUAUGUUGAUAUCAAAAGUGUAUUCUCUUUCAAAAAUAUAUAUUGUGUUUAUCAGUAUAUAUUAGGGUUUAAAUAAAAAUAGGAUUUAUAAUUUUGAGUUGAAAUUUAACCUAGACAUGUUGAUAUAAAUCAGUGGAAUCAAUGGAACAUUUUCAUUGCACAAAACGUUCUUUAUAGUGGAAAAAGGUUAUUUAGAUUAUUUAAAUGUUCUUCAGAUUUGCCAAAAGAGGGUUUUUAGGACCUGAUCACUGAGAGGUUCUCUGAGGAGCCCAACAUGAUUAUUCAGUGGCACUACUGCUGUGAGGAACCUCUUAAACUCUAAACUCUGUUAGUAUUUUGGAGCGCAGUCUGUUGAUGAAAUAUCUCUGUGUCCUUGUGUAAAUCUGGAGUCGUGUGUAGUGUGACGGCGUCUGGCUCCGGGGCCCUUCAACUGCUCCGCUCGUUGUCCCGUGUGUGUUUCUACCCCAGGAUUGAUAUCAUAGCAUAGAUACUAUGGAAUUAUUUAAUUGGUUUUUUUGUUGUUGUUGUUGUUGUUUUUUACAAUGUAACUUUAUUUUGUAUGAUGUUCAUUAAUUGCAUUGGUUGUAAUGUAUGUCUUUGGUUUUAUUGUAUUUUAAUAUAAAACUGCAAAAGCUUAUUUUAGAAUGUUUUUAAAUAAUAAUCAUAAUAAUAAAAAAUAAAAACUUUUAUUUUCUUAUUGGAGAAAUGAGUACUGUAGAGAGAUAUUUUUGUUAACUCAGCUAACCCAUGAGUGCUUGCUCCUCUGGAUGAGAUGUUUUCUCGUCUUGAGCUCGUUCCUGGAGAGCAUGUAUGAAGAGAAGCGUGUCCCGAGGGUCCUCAGACAUCGCUCGCGCUGAGCUGCUGGAUCAACUUCUGCUGUUUGGCUGUUUCUGUGUUCUAGACAUGGUCUUACAGUCCACAGAAAUAAAUGAUAUUUCUCCCACAUCAUAUAUAUUUUCUUGGGUAAUGUUGGUGACCACUAUUAGCAAACAGUGUUGAGUUCUGCAAACUGUGGGGUCAGCGGUGAAUGAAUAAACCCAUUUACUAUGGA
This is a messenger RNA of Cyprinus carpio (common carp), 3447 nucleotides long. Its product is annotated as septin-5-like. Gene Ontology annotation, biological process: cytoskeleton-dependent cytokinesis; regulation of exocytosis. Gene Ontology annotation, cellular component: synaptic vesicle; septin ring; septin complex. NCBI's taxonomy places the organism in Eukaryota, Metazoa, Chordata, Actinopteri, Cypriniformes, Cyprinidae. The record is from RefSeq and is a predicted model, not a curated record. Gene Ontology annotation, molecular function: GTP binding; molecular adaptor activity; GTPase activity.